Messenger RNA from Terrapene triunguis (Three-toed box turtle), 1444 nucleotides. RefSeq names its product coiled-coil domain containing 103 (gene DNAAF19). Lineage: Eukaryota; Metazoa; Chordata; Testudines; Emydidae. The record is from RefSeq and is a predicted model, not a curated record. The coding region runs from base 131 to 904 and encodes 257 amino acids. Gene Ontology annotation, biological process: determination of left/right symmetry; epithelial cilium movement involved in extracellular fluid movement; inner dynein arm assembly. The transcript has 4 exons. Gene Ontology annotation, cellular component: outer dynein arm.
UCCGCGGCCCGUGGGGCCGGGACGUCUCGGCUGUGGAGUCGGUUCUGAUCAGGCGUUUGGCAAGACAGCCCUAGCCGGGGGCCUCGGCUCCGCGGCGCGGCCGUUGUUAUGGAGACCGCAGGUUUUUGAAAUGGAGGAAACUGGAGCAAUAGAUUUUGGUGCUUUAGAGAGAGAACUGCAGGCGGCUGUUGCUGCUGAUGAAAAGUAUGAAAGAGAAAACGAUGCCAAGUUCCGAGCCAUUCAUCAGAAGGUGGCAUCCUAUGAAGAAUUCAGGGAUAUUGUGCUGGCAUCACACCUGAAACCUCUAGAGAAAAAGGACAAAAUGGGAAAAAAGAAAAACCUGUGGAAUUCCUAUGCUACCCAAGCUAAUGGCAAGCAGGACAGAGAGAUGGAGCUAGCCCAGGGAUGGGAUGGACUCCCUGAAACGUCUGCAGACUUUUACAGAUAUUGGCGCAGAUGCUUGAAAAGUGGGCAGGAAAAAUACCAGUUCCUGUUUCAGCUCGGCGGCAAGGGCCUGGGCAGAAUCUUUCAAGCUGAUGUUGGCUUUGGCCUCCUGGGUGAAUUUCUUGUGGUGCUGGCCGAGCAUGCCUGUAGGGAAGACAGAGAAGCCGUCCUUCAGAUAUUACAGAGCCUUUCUGGGACCAAGCGCUUUGGACUCAAUGUGGCUCUCCUGAGCCAGGUGGAGAAGGAUAGCUGCAGGGACUUGUUUGGGAAACUACAGAGCAUGGGCAGGAAUUGUGGGGCUGAUGGCCUUCCUGAGGGCACAGCUGAAGCAGGUACAGCUGCUUUGCAGGAAGAGGAGAAUGAGGCUGAUAGAGAAACCCAUCUGAGGGGGGCUGGCCAGCGAAAGGAGGCAGACGACAGACUAAUUAAAGAGCUGGUGAAAUGUUACCUUGUUAGCUGAAGGAGCACAGGCUCACCCUACAGCUCACACUCCACCAGGGUUACUAGGAGCUGAGGGCCAGCAGGGACCCUUCCUGUACUGCUCUGUCAUCAAAGAUGGAGGGACAGUGAGAGCCCCUUUUCUACAGAAAGUUGUUGAUUGAGUUUUACUUUGUACCUGCUUCACCUGUCUAGAAGAAUGGCCUGGUACAAAUAAAUAUUAGUCACCAAAAGGAUUAUAUUGGGGCAGGGGCCAUCACACAGGAGACAACACGUGCUGUGAAUCAGUAGUACAGCAUUGAAUAUAUUGUUUGAGGAUGGGAAAAAUCACUAGUAUUAGUGGGAGAAGAUUAAUUCCCCUCUUUUCUUUUAUCUGGCUACGUGUUCUUGGUCAACAGGGGAUUUUAGAAACAUAAGCAGCUGUAUUAUAAUAGUUAAACAGGUAACAGCCAAAUGAGGAAUGGGUUCAUGUGUACAGCCAUAUCUGGGACUGAUCUGACCCCCUACUUAAACAGAAUCUGGGAUAAAUACAUGGAAUGUACAUUGCUAAUUUCCACAGUCA